Molecule: messenger RNA, 900 nt
Organism: Erythranthe guttata (spotted monkey flower)
Lineage: Eukaryota; Viridiplantae; Streptophyta; Magnoliopsida; Lamiales; Phrymaceae
Source: RefSeq, a predicted model, not a curated record
GGAGUAUAUUAUAUUUAGGGGCUAGGGUUUAUGUUCGUCUCCAUUCAAUCGAUAUAACCAACUAAUCGUAAUCUCCGAUCAAGCUAAUUGAGAGAUGGAUAGCAGUCGAAGGGGAUAUGAAUAUCGUCAUCGUUUUUUUACGGAUGGCGAUAUAGUUUCAGAUGAUAUACUUUCAAUAUUCAAUUACGAUCACAUAAAAACCUUGUUCUUGUUUGAGCUCAGAACAAAUUUUAUAUUGAAAAGGAUUGAUGUUGAAGACGAAGAAGAGAUUAUCGCUUCCGAGAGGCUCGUAAUCUGCCAUGUUCACUUUAUGAAAUGGUGGAUAUUGAAAACCUAUUUGGGUGACAGACUGGAAGAAUACUGGAUGCCUGACGAUGAAAUUGAAAAUUUGCUUGUUGGCGCCGCCAAUUUUGCAGACGAAAGAGCUGCCGUUCCCGGCCGCCGCCGUGAGAUUCCGGUGGUUGUGGCCGUCGACGUGUUGACGGUGCAGCAGGAUGGGGAACUGCUCAGCGCUGCGGUGAGUAGGGCAAUUAGGCCGGAGUUUAUGUACCCGUUGGAGCUGUGGCCACGUCCUCCGGUGGCUGUGACGCAGCGGCAAGAUGUCUGCCGCCCGCUCAAGAGUUUCCUGUGGUCACUAAGAAAGAUUCGUGUGACUGAUGUUGAGGAGGGAUUGCGUGUGAUGGAGGAGUGCCAUAUUUGUCUGAAUAGUCCGACGAUCGGGGAUCGGAUAUCGUUGAUCCCAAACUGCGGUCAUGCUUUUCAUAAUCAUUGUCUUGUCAAAUGGUUGACGUGGAGCGAAACCUGCCCUGUGUGCCGUUGUGAAGCACAUCCGUAUCGUCCAACAAAUCCCUAUUACAUGUUUGGACCUUGAAACUGGUAAUUGGUAAAUGUCCUGUUUUU